CGUGGCCUGAAGACAAGCCACACUUGUCAGGUUGACAGACACUUGGAGGUGAGUAAAGAUGUCGCCACCGACCGAGGGAUGAGACGGUUGGUAAAUGGCGCUGUUUUCACACCAUAACAGCAGGUAUUGCUUCCUCGCUAUAUGGGGAAGAAACUCUGCAGGUGCUUUCCUCGGUCUUCCACUUUCUCCAGGUCUAUAUGUAAGAGAGGAUGAGACACACCAUGCUAGUUUCAGUACAGAGAGCGUUGCGUGUGGAUGGGAAAGCUCUGCAGGACCGAAUAAAUGCAGAUUUCACUAUGAAUUUAGUGUUGCGAAAGGUUUGAGAGGUGACUCACAAACCUGUGUGGGACCCGAGAUAAAGUAAGUGGGUUGAGCUUUGAAGUUAUUUAUAGGAACACUUUUUUACAGCGGUGGGAAGGGUGAGCGUGGGACAACUGCACCUUGUGCGUCGGUAGGUGUGUGUGUGUGUGUGUGUGUGUAAAGGUUCUCUUUACAAUAGUGGAGUAAUGUCUGCCUGCACAUGGAAUGAUAUCGCCCUCCCUCUGUGUGCGUUGUGACACAAGCUUCUCUUUGUGCCGUUUGACACCGACCAAGAGGCCACAGCCGGGCCUCUUGGUCGGUGUCAUUUGAGCGUGCCCCACUAGCAUCGCUGCACUGCGCUCAUCAACAGUUGGAGCUGAUGGCAAAAAAAACAACUGGUAGCCCCGUUAGCCGCCAACGCCACGUUGAGAGCCGCGUGGAGGCAACCGAUAGGCUCCGACUUGGUGUCACCGUUAAAAACACUGAACUUUUGGAUUCCACUGGAUGAAAUGUUGACCGGAGGCAAUGACGUUCUCGCACAUCGAGAUGAUGUUAUUGUCACAUUAUUGAGAGUUUUAAAUCGCUUCAUUCCAUGUGAGAGAAACAGUCAUCGCUGAACCCACAUCCACGGUCAGCCACCACAAAGGAGGCCGGCUCUCCGACCGCUUGGCGUUUGAACCUCGGACUAAAAUGGCCGACACGUUCUGUCUGUGUCUUCUUCUCUCUGCUGACAGAUGAUAGACCCACAAUGCAUGUGAGACAUGACCAACAAGGCCCCCCGGGAUAACGCAAGCAGCACGUGCAGCAUGGAGCCGACAGCCGGCUGCUCGGCCAUUGUUCCAGAGCCAGAACUCUACCGCAGCGUCAUGGCUGUGCUGCCCAGGGAAGCGGACAACCAGCAGCCCCAAGACUGUCUCAACAAAGGCAUGCUGAGGUGGACACUUCAUAAGAAGGUUCAAAACAAUCCUGCGAGCGGCUUAUCUCUGGUGUGGGUGCUGAUAAAAGAGCUGGAAAAGGCUGAGAGAUGGGACUCUCGCAAAAGCAUCAUCCCUCUGCUCCACACACUGAUGUAUGCCAUCAUUCAGACAGCAUACAUUCCAGAUGAACUGUACAAGCGGGUUUACGACUUCUGUAAGAGACUCCUGAUCUACCCCCAUCCCUACUGCACCGUGGGCCUCAGCUACACGAGGCGGAUCAAAACUGAACGCUCCGUUCCAGGUCUGAUGUACCAGAGGAUGGUCACAGCCGAGCAGAGACUAAAAAAUGAGCACUAUCCCUUUCAGGAGAGGGUCUUCGUCCUGGCCGACCCUGAAGUCUUCUCUGGCUCUUUGGGAAAAGUCCUGUCGGGUGAUAUUGAGACGUCCGCCUCAGCUGCAGAUGGAUCUCCGAGUCCCCUCGAUCACAUGUGCCGUGUGGUCCAACACUCCAUACAGGCUGCUUUAGGAGCGGAGCAGUGCCACGGGCCCAAACUGGCUCGAGCGCUGAAGGACAUGGGUCAAGAUGUCGAGUCGCACUUUCAUGAAGUGUUGGCGGCUCUGGAGCAGAGCGCGGAGGAGGGCAGCAGAGGGGAGGGGGGAGCGCUGAGGAGCCGUCUUCAGCGGCUGUACAGCAAGAUCGUCCCGGACGCAGACUCAGAGCCAUUGUCCAGUGGACGACUGUGCGACUCCCCUCUUCCGAACCCAGAGAUGAGCUUCCACAUGUGGACAGAGGAGCUGGAUAUCUGGCGAGUGCUGGCCAGGUGGUUUCGAUCCAGCUCCCUGUUGGACCAGUUCUCCCUCAGCCAGGAGCAGGACGACUUGGAGCUGGGUGAGUCGCCAUCCGACAUGACGCCGUCCGACCUGACGCCGUCCGACCUGACGCCGUCCGACAUGACGCCGUCCGACAUGACGCCGUCCGACAUGACGCCGUCCGACAUGACUCGCUACUCCGUCAUGUCCAACGACAGCGGUAUCGAAAGAGACCUCCCCCACGGCGCCGAUGCCUCCCUGUCGUCAUCUCUGGACUCUGCCGGCAUGAGUGCAUCAUGGGAACAGGGCAAAAGCGAGCAAGAGUCGGGCAGGUUGUCCCGGCGCGGGGGCAUGAAGAUGAAACCGUCGGUGAAGGACAGCAUGGUGCUGAUGCAGGACACCCUGGAGCAAGACACGAGCCUCGGCGGAGGAGGAGGAGGAGGAGGAGGAGCAGGAGCAGGAGGAGCAGGAGGAGGAGGAGGGAGGGGAGGGAGGGGAGGGGCGACUCUACAGAGGCGGGCAGGAAGCAGCGCGAUGCAGAACCCCUUUUUCAAGCAGCAGAGACACUUUACUGCCAGGAUAGUCGCCAUGGGAGACGACAGGGUGCUGGGUCGCCUGGCCAAGGCCUACUUCUGCUUCAGGAAAAGGGAAGCACGGAGGCGUUUUCUCACAAUGAAAGUAAACCUCCAGUUUUACUACAUCCCUGUUUGCCAGGCAACAGCUCCCAUCUCCUCGAUCAAGGAAAACCUUGAUCAAUCCAAGGAAAAUCUCUGCACUCUUGGUUCCUACUUGAGCAUGGUGGACCCGUGGUACAACUCCAACAUCAAGAGUUUAGGCAGCAUGAUCCCCAAACUGGCGAAGAUGAUGAACCCGGCGAGGCCAAAGGAGCCCUUUGUGCCCGAUGUCAUUUCCUACUACGUUCGGACCGGCCAGCAGCCUGUCUACUUCACCAUCUACUUUGUUAAGAUCACUUUCACCAACAUGAAAAAGGUUCCCGUGGAAGACGUGUUUCUCACCCAUCUGGAAAUGGAGUUGCCGGAGUUCAGACUGAUCUCAGCGUCACCUAGAGAUAAGCAGAAGAAGAGUUUGGGAGAGGUGUGCGGGGCGGUUGUCUCCUUGAAUUACAGAAAGGUGACAUUGAGUGGCCGAGACUUUGACAAAGGAAUGUCGGUCAGGAUGUCAGGUGCUCAGAUCUCUGCUAUUCCCUCCAAUGAGGCAGAAGAUCUGAACUGUUUGACCAUGACACUGAAUGAAUCUCCAACAAAAAGCAAAAACAGCGCUGUGGACUCAAAGAUUCGGUCCAACAACAUUAAGAUUCGCACGUUGGAGAGUCGCCCGUUCACUGUGACGCUGGACAGAGAUUGUCGCAGGAGCUACACAGAUGUGCAGAGCAUCGAGAUCUCCCCGUGUCUCGAUCCCGGAUACUGCGUCCAGAAAACCAUUCGUUCCAAAUUCAAGUUGGGAGAGGACAAAGACGCCGGACUGAGCAAAUACAUGAACAAAGGACUCCCGCUACCCAUCAACACAUUCGCCGGCAUCAUCACCUGACGUGGCGCAGCGGCCCUGCAGAGAAACUUGAGAAUUAGCACCGUCAGCGCUGUGCUUUGACAGUCUGCCACGCGGACGGACAGAAGGCCUUCGAGGCGCACUGAGCUGCUCCUGGAAACAACCAAUCGGUUCCCUCCGCCGGGUUUGACUGGCAUGAACGAAAAAAGACUAUGAAUCAAAGCAACACAUGCAUACUAGUGUUACCUCUUGUAGUUGAUGGAAGAAGUUUCUUUUGACAGUAACGGAAACAAAGUUGCAUCACACAGCGGGGUUAUUGUUGGACUCCGAACAGUGUUUCUACUACUGUUAUAUAUAUUAUAUAUUUUCUGUAAAUCUACACAGUGUGGAUUGCCAAAGAACAAUACUGCCUGUAACACUAGAGGGACCGGCAGUAAGAUAAAGGUAUACAUUUAAGAAUUCAGGACUACUGAUAAUUGGAUCACUAAUCAUGUGACCUCUGACCUCCAUCCACUCACUGCCGUGUCGUGCGUGUGUUCGGUGAUGCGUAAAUGUCCUAAACUGAAUCUAAUUUGCACUAUAGCUCCAGGUUUUGUAUCCUUUUUUAAGGGAGCAAUGGUGUGUAGGGCAUGUAAUAUGAUUACAUGCGUUAUUGCGUCAUUAGUAUACGCGGCGUAAAUAUGGAAAAGAUCAAGACAUUGUUUUUGUCACAGAAUUAUUAGACUACAUACCCAAGAAAGUGUUUUUGAUGCCGCCCCCCUCCCCUCCCUUGGGUAUGAUCUCAGGCAGUAAAGGUCAACCGCCUCUUAAACUGGAUGUGAUGUAUUAUUGAGCACACAACUUAAAAUCGUGUGUGUGUGUGUGUGUGUGUGUGUGUGUGUGUAUGUAUGUAUGUAUGUAUGUGUGUGUGUGUGUGUGUGUGUCUGUGUGUGUGUGUGUGUGUGUGUGUGUGUGUCUCUGUCUCUCUGCUAGCCCGGCAGGGUAAAAAUCAUGAAAUUGAUGAUACAUUUUGCACAUAAUUUUUUUUGAGGACGGCAUUAAAAAUCAAAAUGUAAUUGUGUAAAUACAUGACUUAGCUUUGUAAAACAUUGUUGGUGUUUUAUAAUAAAUGUGGUAAAUCUCA
Messenger RNA from Cyclopterus lumpus (lumpfish), 4656 nucleotides. RefSeq names its product phosphoinositide 3-kinase regulatory subunit 6. Gene Ontology annotation, biological process: positive regulation of MAP kinase activity; G protein-coupled receptor signaling pathway. Gene Ontology annotation, cellular component: phosphatidylinositol 3-kinase complex, class IB. The record is from RefSeq and is a predicted model, not a curated record. The coding region runs from base 1062 to 3575 and encodes 837 amino acids. Gene Ontology annotation, molecular function: 1-phosphatidylinositol-3-kinase regulator activity. Lineage: Eukaryota; Metazoa; Chordata; Actinopteri; Perciformes; Cyclopteridae. The transcript has 23 exons.